This is a messenger RNA of Cyprinodon tularosa, 5454 nucleotides long. Its product is annotated as liprin-alpha-3-like. Gene Ontology annotation, biological process: synapse organization. The coding region runs from base 691 to 4407 and encodes 1238 amino acids. Gene Ontology annotation, molecular function: protein binding. NCBI's taxonomy places the organism in Eukaryota, Metazoa, Chordata, Actinopteri, Cyprinodontiformes, Cyprinodontidae. The record is from RefSeq and is a predicted model, not a curated record. Gene Ontology annotation, cellular component: presynaptic active zone. The transcript has 32 exons.
AGAUGCGGAGAAUGCUGAGAGAAUGUUUCUUUAAGACCCAUUACCUUCCAAUCCAGCUGAGGGGGAGUCUAUGUGGUAAGGUGGCGGAUCGUCUCUCCCUGCCUGCGCCCUCCACCCCCUCUUCCCUCCCUCUUUACAUGUGGGGGGAAAGCAACAUAAAGGGUACUUUCGGAAAGGGGGGCUAAAACCUAAAUGGACGUAUAAGGGAUUUUUUUUAUUCCAACAAACAUGGACCGUCCAGGCUCCCCGCGAUGACUGUGCUCUCCGCUUGGCGCUGCAAGGAGCUCUGCGGUGUGGACACAACUUAAAGCUAUCAGCCCACCUUUAUCCCUUCCUUUUCCAUUCCCUUUCCCCUUUCCUGUCCCUUGCCAAUCCUUGCUACCCUACGGAAAUGCAUCCCUGCAUUUGCCUUUCCACAUGAACAGUCAGAUCAUUUCUCAUGUAGGUCAGGACUUUGUGAUGAAAGACUAGUAUGCAAAAAAAAAAAACAAACACAAAGGCAAUAACCUAACCACGAUUUUGAUGUAGACAUGACCAAAGGGAUGAUAUUUUUGGAAAAUGCAAAGAUAUAUAUUUUAUACAUCUAAUGUUUAGUACAAGCCCAUAAAAGAACAAAGUCACCACAGAUAUUUUGCAUGUACAAUCCUCUGUGAAGUUUCUUUAUUAACUCCACUUACACGCCACGGUCUCAUGAUGAUGUGCGAGGUAAUGCCCACCAUAUCUGAGGAUGGGCGGAGCGGCACAGGCGGGGGCCCCACCUCACCUCCGGGAGCCGGGGUCGGAGGGGGUCCCACCGGAGCAAUGGGGGGAGGAGGAUUCAGCAACAGGGAGCCCAGAGGAGACGAAGGAGGCAGCACGGGAAACCUGGAGUCUCUGAUGGUAAACAUGCUGACGGAGAGGGAGAGGCUGCUGGAGAACCUGAGGGAGACGCAGGAAAGCCUGGGCACAGCACAACUUCGCCUCCGGGAGCUCGGCCAUGAGAAAGAGUCACUUCAGAGGCAGCUGUCAAUAGCUUUGCCACAGGAGUUUGCCGUGUUGACUAAGGAGCUGAACGUUUGCCGGGAGCAGCUUCUUGAAAGGGAGGAGGAAAUUGCUGAGCUCAAGGCGGAGAGAAACAACACACGUCUAUUGCUUGAGCACCUGGAGUGUCUGGUGUCCCGCCACGAGCGCAGUCUGAGGAUGACAGUGGUGAAGAGGCAAGCCCAGUCCCCUGCAGGGGUGUCCAGUGAGGUGGAAGUCCUCAAGGCUUUAAAAUCCCUGUUUGAGCACCACAAAGCCUUGGACGAGAAGGUUCGAGAGCGGCUCCGUGUGGCCCUCGAGAGGGUGUCCAUGUUAGAAGAUCAACUCUCAGCAUCUUCUCAAGAGGUAAUCUCUUUAAGAGACCAAAUUAAAAGGCGUCAACAAGGGGUGGACGGCGGUAAAGAUCGGCUCCCCAACGGUCCCUCGUCUGGGCUGGAGGAUGGGGAGCUUGAAAGGCAGAGAGAAGGAGAGAUAGAGCGUCAAAAAGCUGAACUGUCCCAGCUGAGGGAGAGGCUGGCCCUCAUGUGUCGGCAGGUUGGAGAAAUAGAGGAACAGCUUGCAGCCGCCAGGAGGGAGGUGACGAAGACUGAGGAGGCCAAUCAGAAACUCCAAAGGGAAGUGAAAGAGGCUCUUUGCCAAAGAGAAGACAUGGAAGAGAGAAUAACAACACUAGAGCGAAGGUAUCUUAGUGCCCAGAGGGAGGCGACCUCUCUCCAUGACAUCAAAGACAAGCUGGAGAAUGAGCUGGCCAGCAAGGACUCCCUUUACAGACAAAGUGAAGAGAAGAACAGGCAGCUGCAGGAGCGUCUGGAUGAGGCCAAGCAGAAGCUCCAGCAGACCCUGCAGAGGGCAGAAACACUGCCUGAAAUCGAGGCACAGCUUGCUCAGAGAGUUGCAGCUCUCAAUAAGGCAGAAGAGCGGCAUGGAAACUUUGAGGAGAGACUACGGCAAAUGGAGGCCCAACUUGAGGAGAAAAAUCAAGAAUUACAAAGGGCGAGACAACGGGAGAAGAUGAACGACGAACACAACAAGCGCCUCUCAGAUACGGUGGAUAAGCUUUUGUCCGAGUCCAAUGAGAGGCUUCAGCUCCACCUCAAAGAAAGAAUGGCUGCACUGGAAGAGAAGAAUGCUCUUUCUGAGGAACUGGCCAACAUGAAAAAAAUUCAAGAUGAUCUUCUUGCUAACAAGGAUCAACUCCUUGCUGAGCUUGAACGAGUUCAACUGGAGCUGGAUCAGCUAAGAGGCAGACCUGGUUCCUCUUAUUCCAGGGCGGGCAGCGUGAGCUCACUUCCCUCCACCCUUUUUCGAAGAUCUCUUCCAGGGAGUGCCUCGGAGCUGCGGUACCCUCAGGGUGGGGGCUCACUCCCUUCCGGCUACAGCAGCUCCUCCAGCGGUGUGGUGGUCAGGCGGGCCCAUCGCGGCCGCUGGGGGCCUGCCAGGGACGAUGGUGGCAAGUAUGGAGAGUGGGACAGUGGCAACAUGUUGCCUCCCGGGUUUGAGGGUGGUGUUGAAGGUGCCUGCUCUGAUGAUGAAGAGGACAGAGAGACUUUGUUUGGAUCUGAGCUGCUCUCUCCUAGCGGACAGACGGAUGUCCAGACUUUGGCCAUAAUGCUACAGGAGCAGCUGGAGGCCAUAAAUAAGGAGAUCAAGCUUAUUCAGGAGGAGAAGGAAAGCACGGAGCUGAGGGCAGAGGAGAUUGAGAGUCGGGUCAGCAGCGUGGCUCUUGAUGCCUCACCGCUUCCUCCAUCCUCACUGGGAGGAAGGGACAGCAUGGGAAGAGGAUAUAUGACCCCCUCACUGACAUCCUCAACGUUGGCAUCUCCUUCACCUCCCAGUUCUGGUCAUUCCACCCCCCGCCUCCCUCACUCCCCUGCCAGAGAGACUGAAAGACAGAAUAGCAAAGAGGGUGAAGAAUGCAGAGCACUUGCCCUCAUCGACUCGACCCCUCCGCCCGUCCCUCGAGCCCUGCGAUUGGACAGAAUGACUCACACUCACCCUGGAGCAGGCCUCGACGACCACCGCGAAUUCCGCAGUCUUUCCGCAGAUGGUGCCACCACUGCAAGCCAGGAUUCCCUUCACAAAACCAGCAAAAAGAAAAGCAUUAAGUCCUCCAUUGGGCGCCUGUUUGGCAAAAAGGAAAAGGGAAGAAUUGGCACACCUGGGCGAGAAUCUGCAUCAUUGGCGUCCACUCCUUCUGAUGACCUUGGCUCAGCUGAUCCUUUGGGCCUGGCAAAACUCGGGACGGGAACAGUAGAGAAAGAUCGUCGCAGCAAAAAGAAGCAUGACUUAUUAGAAGAAGCUUGUCGUCAGGGUCUUCCUUUUGCCUCAUGGGAUGGCCCUACUGUUGUCACAUGGCUUGAACUGUGGGUCGGGAUGCCUGCGUGGUACGUGGCAGCCUGCCGUGCCAACGUGAAGAGUGGUGCCAUCAUGGCUAACCUGUCAGAUACGGAGAUUCAGAGGGAAAUCGGGAUCAGCAACCCUCUGCACAGGCUCAAGCUUCGUCUGGCCAUCCAGGAAAUGGUUUCCCUCACGAGUCCCUCAGCACCUGCCAGCACUCGUUCUUCGACCAGUAAUAUUUGGAUGACACAUGCAGAGAUGGAGUCACUCGCUGCUGCUACCAAACCAGAGCAGAAGGAGUUCAGCUGGGAUCAGAUUCUGGCCCAUGGGGACAUGAACCAUGAGUGGGUUGGAAAUGAAUGGCUUCCCAGUCUUGGUCUACCCCAGUAUCGCUCUUACUUCAUGGAGUCGCUGGUCGAUGCCCGUAUGCUUGAUCACCUCACCAAGAAGGAACUGAGAGGACAGCUGAAGAUGGUGGACAGUUUCCAUAGGGUGAGUCUUCACUAUGGGAUCAUGUGCUUGAAGCGUCUCAACUAUGACAGGAAAGAGUUAGAGAGGAGGAGGGAAGAAAGUCAGCAUCAGAACACGGAUGUGAUGGUUUGGUCCAAUGAGCGAGUGAUGUGUUGGAUGCAGUCCAUCGGUCUGAAAGAGUUUGCAGACAACCUUUUAGAAAGUGGGGUGCAUGGGUCCCUCUUGGCUCUCGAUGACACGUUUGACUACACAGACUUGGCACUUCUUCUUCAGAUACCAAAUCAGAACACACAGGCGAGGCAGCUCCUAGAGAAGGAGUACAAUGCUCUGAUCUCCAUGGGAACAGAAAGGAGGCCUGAUGAGGAUGGCACAAAAACAUUUACCCGCUCACCAUCUUGGAGAAAGAUGUUCCGGGAGAAGGACCUCCGUGGGGUCACCUCUGAUUCCUCGGAAACAUUACCUGCCAACUUUCGUGCCUCUGCUAUUUCGACCCCCUCUGUCACACUGAGGAAGGUCCAGAGUGAAGCUAACCCCGGCCCCAGAGGAGAGUCGGGUUCUGUGAGAACAUACUCUUGCUAAAUAUAAGCACACCAGAACCCACUUGUACUUCAGUCUAAAGAAAAACAAAUUUUUCAAGAAAAAUAAUAUAUUGAAGAGCAAAAAUGGACACAUUAGAAGACGGCCAACAGCAUUGGAGCCAUCUGUCCUCAAAUAUUCAAAGACAGUGUGUGAAUGAUUUCUUAAAACAAAAUAACGAGUGAAUGUCCAUUUUCCAUCAGUUUCUCUCUCUCUCUCUAUUUCUCUCCCUGUGCGUCUCUUUCUCACCAUAGUUGUGGCAUGAUGAUCAUGUUUGAAUCUGUAGAAAGUGACCAUGGCCUAUCGUAAAUUCAUUUUCUUCUUCUGAGACGGCAAUAUUGACAAUGAAUUUACAGUUUUUUAUGAAAUUGAAAAAAGCAUUACUGUUAAAGAGAAAUGGCAGAUUUAUUAUCAACUGAUAGGAGAAAAUACUCCUGAUAACCUUCAGCUACAUGAAAAUGUGCUGAAGUGGAGGCUAAUGUGGAAUACCAAUGUGCUGUGAAGCCAUUGUGAAGAUGAGAUGCACAAAUGGGAAUAGGACCAAUGAUUAGAGUUGGGAAAGUGAUUAUUGAGAAACUCCUGAUCCAACCAGGAAAAAAAAAAGUUUAGAUUGGAAGCAUUUGUGUUAAUAUGCAUGCCAAAAUCUGUCGUUUCAGAGUGAACUUCAUAAUAUCAGUCAUCUAGAGAAGUGAAAGCUUGGGUCAGGACUUUGUAAAACGUGUGUAUUUUAUUUGUAUCAUUUUUAUGAUAACUGCUAUUGUAUGUAUGUAUGUACAGUACGUAUGUGUGUGUAUUAAACCGUUUGUUCAUUUCAUACUAAGUUUUGAGACUGACUGUAAUUUCAUUUUCCAGUUGAUAAAAGGAAAUAUGUUUUAAACUAUGGACAUUUAAGAUAUGCUACUUGUAUGUGUACAUUUUGGCAAAAAAGAAAACACAUUGUGUAAUGAUUUAAAUUCAUAUAACUGGAGAGUAGUGACAUUAAUUGAACAUAGUAUGAUGACAAUAAUGAACAUGAUUGUAAAAGCUGUAAUUAAAAAAACAUACCUGUAA